CGUGUGUAUAUAAAUAUCAGGCAGCAAAGAGAAGCAUCAUUUCAUCGUCUUAAAGAGACUUACCUACAGCAGCUAUAUCUGAUCAGCUUUCUGCAGAGAAGCACAUAAGACUAUAUUCUUACCAUGGAUUUUUGCAUCAGCUAUCAGCCUGUCCGUGGUUCCAGGAUCUCCACCUUCUGUAUUUCCUUCGCCCUCAUUUACUCAGGACUGUGCUUGUGGAGCAGUGUGGAGGGCUGGUCGUACCAUUACUCCAACAACACCAUGCAAUGGGAAGACGCCCGACUGUGGUGUCAGGAGCACUACACCGACAUGGUGGCCAUCCAAGACCAGCGGGAGAUCGCUCACCUCAACGCCAUCAUCCCCAGAAACCCCAGCGGGCCGGGAUCCGGGUACUACUGGAUUGGGAUCCGUAAAGUGGAGGGGGUUUGGACCUGGGUGGGCACCAACAAGGCUCUGACGGCCGAGGCGGAGAACUGGGCGGCCGGGGAACCCAACAACGGGAGGAACGCCAACGGGAGGAACGAGGACUGCGUGGAGAUGUACAUCAAGAGGGAGAAGGACAACACCAAGUGGAACGACGAGUCGUGCAAGAAGAAGAAGAGGCCGCUGUGUUACACAGCUUCCUGUGCAAAAGACUCUUGUUUUCAUGGAGAGUGUGUGGAGACCAUAAACAGUCACAAGUGUCAGUGUUUUGAGGGAUUCUAUGGCGAGCAGUGUGAGCACGUGGUUCAGUGUAAGCAGGAGGAAGUUCCAGUUCUGGCCAAAGCUAGCUUGGAGUGUUUACAUCCAAAUGGACAUUUCUCCUACAAUUCCAAAUGCCAGUAUUCAUGUGAGCAGGGCUAUCAGCUGAACUCCUCUGGGAUCAUGACAUGCACAGCCACUAAACAGUGGUCAGAACAACCACCAUCCUGUGAAUUGAUUACAUGCAGCGAGCUGCUCGUUCCUGUAAACGGCUUGAUGGACUGCCAGCACCCACUGGGGUCUUUCAGCUACUUGUCCACCUGUGGGGUCACCUGCAAGGAGGGCUUUGAGCUGGUAGACCCAGGCUCUACCAGUCUGCAGUGUGGAGCUUCAGGACAAUGGAACAACUCCCUGACACAAUGUGCCGCUGUUCAAUGCCCUGCUCUCGGGGCACCCGAUAAUGGGACCAUCACCUGUGGUGGAGACCCGGAGACGGAGUUUAGCUACGGACGUAGCUGCAGCUUUAGCUGUGCUGAGGGCUACCGUCUCCAGGGUGCCAGUCUGGUGACGUGCGCUGCGGAUGCUAGCUGGAGCGAGGAGAUGCCACGCUGCGAAGCGAUCAAGUGCUCGAAGCCUGUGGGAGGAACUAAACUGCUCACCCGGUGUAGCCCUGCUGCCGAUGAGCUGUGGCCAGGCUCCAGCUGCACAUUCAGCUGUGCUGCGGGUUAUGAGAUGCAGGGAGAGCCCAGCAUUGAGUGCUCUAGAGAGGGGGAGUGGAGCGCAGACACGCCAACCUGCAGAGCGGUGCAGUGCCCCUCUCCCAGCGCUCCUCUGGGGGGUCAGGUGAGCUGUGUGGCCCCCUCGCCCUCCACCUCGGCCCCUGUCGGGGGCGCCCAUCCCUGGGGCUCCGUCUGUUCCUACCUCUGUGACGAGGGCCAUGAUCACCAGGGGGCCCUGGGCACAGAAUGCGUUGGCUCAGGUGUCUGGAGUUCUGAAAUCCCUACCUGUACAGCAGUGAGAUGCCCCUUGCUCCAGGCUCCAGCUAACGGCGCUGUCAGUUGUUCCAAUCGAGAUCUCAAUGAGACCGUGUUCGGCUCAGAGUGCUCCUUUACCUGUGAAGAGGGGCACGCCUUACACGGACACGCUCACAUCACCUGCAACCUCCAUGGCAACUGGACCAGAGAGGCUCCCCGAUGCGAAGCCGCUCCUUUUCUUGAGGCUCUGUUGACGCCGACUAACAUGGGUCUGGCAGCAGGGGGCGCUGUCUCGUUGUCCGGCCUGUCUCUCGCGAUAUGGCUGCUGAAACGACUCAGACAGAAAGGUAACAAGUUCGAACUGAACAGUUUCUCAGACGUAGAAGAUCCACCGCAAGUCUACAAGAACAGCAUUGACAGCCUCAUUUAGAGAACAGCAUUAACCUUUUAAGGAGUGAGUUCUAAAUAUUACCGACGCUUCCACCAGAGUGAGUUAUUUUUCCAAAACGGAAGCUAGCUAGUUUUAGUUAGCUUCCGUUACCUAGCAACCUAGCAUAAUACUCGUAGCAAUGCUACUACCUGCUAGUGUUACUUGUUAGCCUCCUAAUUGUAAAUUUUGAAGCCAUACUAUAGCGUUUUUUCAUAUAGUUUUUGUCUAUCGGAAAAUAGUCGGUUGGAAUGUUCAGAAUCACACGUGUGACGGUACUCUGUGGGGCCCGCUUUCGAACGAUCACAUAUGUGUGACGCUACUCCUUAACGGGUUAAGACGUCCAGUAGGGCAGAGGUCAGAGGUCAGGAUGAAGAGGAGGUCAAAAACAGCCGGAUCUGUUAUGGAAAAUUACCUUCUGGGUGUUUCACAGUUCUUCAGGUUUAAGUUACCCGAUGAUCUAAUGCAGUGAUUGUUACUGCUGGAUGUAUUAAAGUAGUCUUUACUAUACUGACUGUGAAUAAUGCCCAAAUGAGAAAAACCCUUUCACCUUUAAAGCGAAACGCUUUAUUUGUAGAUUAUCUGUGCUGCCUGUUGGAAAGGUUUUUCACAAUAGCAUGAUUUCCUCCCAAAGGGAGUUUUUGAACUGAACACAUUGUUCUCCAUCCUCUUUAAUUAAGAAGUUGUUUUAUACAAUUUCUAAAGUUGUUUAUUAUAUUGUCAUGUUUUCAAAUAUAUAUAUAUAUAUAUAUAUAUAUAUUUCAGUAUUUAAGUCAUAUUUAUUUCAAAGCAUACAUGUUUCUAUGUUUCAAGUGCUACUAUUAAAAAUGACAUGU
Osmerus eperlanus (European smelt) is the source of this 2918-nucleotide messenger RNA. RefSeq names its product E-selectin-like. Gene Ontology annotation, cellular component: membrane. The coding region runs from base 124 to 2085 and encodes 653 amino acids. Lineage: Eukaryota; Metazoa; Chordata; Actinopteri; Osmeriformes; Osmeridae. The transcript has 13 exons. The record is from RefSeq and is a predicted model, not a curated record. Gene Ontology annotation, biological process: cell adhesion.